Molecule: messenger RNA, 228 nt
Organism: Paracoccidioides lutzii Pb01
Exons: 2
Coding region: 1-228 (75 amino acids)
Source: RefSeq, a predicted model, not a curated record
AUGCCGGCUCUGAGAGAAAUGGGAGACCAGGCGCAGGGACUAGGGGAGAUUAUAUAUCCAUGGGCAUCCCUAUUAUCAUUUCUAAAACCAACAGAGGGGGGAAAACGCAAGGCGGAGGAUUGGAUCUUGUCGAUCUCUGGAUAUCGCCGAGCCAGGAGAUUCGCUAAAGUCGUCAAGUUAGACCGCGAUCGAGGCCAUUUAUCCACGCUACCUUUCUACCUUGACUAG